Messenger RNA from Pecten maximus, 2090 nucleotides. RefSeq lists its product as uncharacterized. The coding region runs from base 531 to 1694 and encodes 387 amino acids. The record is from RefSeq and is a predicted model, not a curated record. Lineage: Eukaryota; Metazoa; Mollusca; Bivalvia; Pectinida; Pectinidae. The transcript has 2 exons.
UACCUACUACAGGUACACAUGUAACUACAGGUACCCGUGUAAAUUGGAGCUAUCUGUACUAACAACAGGUACACGUGUAAAUACGGGUCGCUGAAAUAAAUAAUCUCAUUAUCUACUCAUUCGUAAAAUACCUCACCAGUCAGAUCGCUCCGGGACCUAGUUUAAUGGGUCCCAGGCAGUGCUACGACAAUAUAUACCCGCUACUGGUCGACGGAAAACCUGUCUAACAGGUUGGCAGGUUUCGCUAUUUAGAGUUUAGGAUUAUAAUAGAAUGACAGUGGCCGAUAAUACCACAUAGUAUUCGGAAGGACGUAGUUAUAUAUGUGAAUGGCGAUUGUUUGUGUGUGAAUAGUUUCAUUGGUGUUCUGUUGGAGAAGGAACAUGAACUUCUGGAUUUGCUGGCAUACGAAUGGUCCCUCGCUAUGUAACUGUUUAGAAAAUGGAGGCCUAACUCAGGAAUGCCAUAUUUGGCACUAAGGAGCAAUGUGUUGUGAAAUCACAGGAAAGUAAAUCUUACCAGUAGUGUGACAAUGUCUACAAGACGAUCCCUCAGUCAUAACGGUUCUAUCCACCGCUCGCAGUCUGCUAAAUCCGAGGGGGGUCGGGCGCAAUGGAGCACCCAAUCCUUUACUGUGGAAGAAAUCGUUAAACAAUUCCCUUUCCCGCAAAUCGUGAAAUGUACCCAACAGUGCAUUUUUACAAAGAAAAACACAACACUUCCAGUAAACCUCACCCAGCCAGUGUACCUUUACCAGAAAAGAACCAUCCGGAAACUGCUCGCUCGCAAUGUUAUCAUGGACCCUGAAACACAACGUUAUACGGAAAUGGAUGAAUCCAUCGUCAUCCCAGCAGAUUACGAAGGUCGUUUUCUCCGUUUGAAUUCACGAACUGCGAAGGACAGCACUUGUUAUAAGCAGCUUGAGAGUUUGGUCCAGAACCAGGUGACAGCGUUCCUCACACUCACUAAACUCACAGCCAGUGUGAUAGGACCUGGCCCCGAGUCCCAGGAUUACGACCAGGUCAACUACAGCCCCGGUAACGUGUUACUGGUAGAUCGUGUUUACCUGGGUACCACACACUUACAGAGUGAAGGCCGGCUGUACAGCCUGCGUGGCGGACCUAAAACACAGGUCAGGUACCUCAAGUGUAGAGACGAGAAAAACUUGGACGUGCUUCUUCCUCUGUCACAGUCGGGCGAAUUCGUGGAGGUUAUACCCAAUCAAAAUGGCGACGGCCGUUUGUCAGUUGAUAGUGAGUGUCUUAUUAAGACGUCCAAGUUCCCAGCUCUCGUGAGAUUUCUCAGUGGCAAAAGGCGGCCUCGGCUGACCAAAUUUACUGGCCUCUUCACUCUACUUGACUCGUUUGAGGAAACAACUCUGUUCGGAUGCGUGCUUGACCCUCGUGGGUACACCAUGAUAGAAAUUCCAAUAUCAUCCCCACUCAAAUUUCAACUGGCAUUGAAUAAAAACGACCUUUCCUCAAACCCAGUGGUUAAAAAGGCCAACAAAUUAUGUGAGACAAAUGUACCGGAAUUCUGUAUGGAUAUCAAAUAUAAAUUCAAAUUUGGACAGAAAAUCACCCAAACAAGCGGUCGCAAUAUUGGCUCCUUAGACGAAAGUCAUAUGCACGAGGACUUAGAGAGCGCCACCAACAGUGCUAGGUUUGGUGUGAUCACCACACAUAUUUAUUUGUAACAUUUACAGCCAGGCAUGCCAAUCUAUGUCAAUCACUGUCAUAACUUAUCACAACAUACCCUGGUAGUUAUAUAUAUAUAUGUAUAUAUAUACAACCGUGGUUAGUGUAUCUGAUGAAUAGAUUUACAGAAAUAUGUUUAUGUGUAGAGCAUAUGGCAAUUUGGUGAUACAUUAUGUAUAUACAUAUGAACAUGUACUAUAUCCUUCUCUUUUACGUUUUCCAUUAUAUUCUUAUUAUAUAGCACAAUACUCCAAUACUCCUGACGAAUCAUUAUCUCGAAAAAAUGAACACAUGUCUUGUAUCUUUUCAUGGAUACGGCCAGAGUGGAGGUACGUAACACGUACCGACAAGUUCGUCGCCUUACAGUACUAACAACAUUAAAUAUAUUAACUUAC